AUGUUGGAUCAGAGUCGUCUAUAUUAUUGUCUCAUUGGAUUAUUUCUUUUUACUCAAACAAGUUCUUGCCAUAGAGUCAAUGCAAUAAAAAAUGUUGGAGCAUUUUGUGCUAAUGAUACAUCAAAAGGUGAUCCAAACUUGAAUCCUAUUGAUCAAGGUGAACCAAAAUUGAUAAAUAAAGUUCAAAAUGGUACACUUUAUCAGAUUGGUUCAGGUGAUGAUCAAAUCUACUUGAUUCAUGUUUAUGGUAAUUCAGGUUACGAUUUUGGUUAUGCUUAUGGUACAUUAUUACGUGAUGAAGUUAAUAAAGUUAUACCUCGUGCUUGGCAAUAUUUUGAGCAACAAAUUAUCGAUUCUUUGAAAAGUCUUAAAUUACCUAAAUGGUUUGAAGAUAUAAUCGCUGAUAAAGGUCUCGCGUUCGCAUUAGAUCUACAGAAUGAACUCGUCAGAGAGUAUAUUGAUGAAGAAAUCUAUAAUGAAAUGCAUGGUGUGGCUGAUGGAGCACAAAUUGAUUUUAAAACAGUCGUACGAUUACAUAUGCUUGGUGAAAUUACAAGAGGUCGAUGCUCACUAUAUGGUCUUUGGGGUAAUGCAACUCUCGGAGGAAAAACUUUGCAAUUACGUGCGUUAGAUUGGGAUGUUGAUGCUGGUUUACAAGAUUAUCCCGUUGUUACUAUUUAUCAUCCUGGUACAUCAAAAUUAGGUCAUCCCUUUGCUAAUGUUGCUUGGGCAGGUUAUAUUGGAACAUUAACUGGUAUGUCAUCACAACGUCUUGGUAUAUCUGAAAUUGGUGUUUCAUAUCCUGAUGAUACAUUUGGUGAUGAAAGUAUGAGUGGUCUACCGUUCAUCUUCGUUGAACGUUAUAUAUUACAAUACAGUGAUACAAUUGAUGAUGCUCUUUCAUUUAUUGCUGAUGUGAAACGUACAUGCCAUUUAAUUCUUGGUGUAGCUGAUGGAAACUUGGGCACAGCUCGUAUGAUUCAAUAUUCACAUUCAAAGGUCAACUUUUUUGAUGACCAAAACUUACAACCAUUAGCCGAUUGGCAUCCACGUAUUCCAAACGCUAUUUAUUCUGGUAUGGAUUGGCUAUGUCCAUCACGUCAAUUUAAAUUGUAUACUGCAAUCACGGAACAAUAUGGACAAAUAACACCGGAAUCCUCAAUUAAAAAUAUUACUGCAUACGUUAAAACAGGUGAUUUGCAUGUGGGUGUUUACGAUUUAACAGAUAAUGUUAUGUAUGUUGCUAAUGCACGCGGUACAAAUGAGCAAGGACCUCUAGAAGCGUACAAACGACAAUUUGUCAAAGUUGAUCUUAAUAUUGAAUUUGCUCGUCAACGAUAA
Messenger RNA from Rotaria socialis, 1341 nucleotides. Lineage: Eukaryota; Metazoa; Rotifera; Eurotatoria; Philodinida; Philodinidae. The record is from the annotation of a GenBank genome assembly.